AUCACUCAACAUGCAUUUUCCAAUUGUCCUUCUCUCUCUCUUUCUGGCUGUUGCGGUCUCCAUGGCACCACCCCAAAAGUACUCGGACAUUUUCGAGCCUAUCAGCAACGGCUUGAAGGUUAUCAAGGAUCCGUCGGUUCCGAUCAGAGUCGGAAGAAUAGAGUUCUACUGGGAUGGACACUUUCAGGAGACAUUUGAAAACCCAGUCCAAUGUGAAGUAAGCGUUCUCUCGGAUGAUUGGUCGCUUGGAAAAGUGAAGUUUCGGGAUGGAAGGGCUCCGAAAUCAAUGCGUUUUUCAUGUCCGGCAGGAGCAUACUGUGAUUCUUUUGACUGUGCUCAACGAGAUUAUUGGAGUGUUAUCUUCAUGAUAUUAGCAUUGAUUCUUCUGCUUUCACUCCUCUUGUUGGUCAUCAACUCGGUGUUUUGCAAGAAACGCAAUCAUACUUACAUCAUCCUUCAAGCUCACGAUAAAGCCGACAAGGAGCACGUGGAGCUCCAGGAGCACGUGGAAGAACCAGAAGAAAACUUCAAUGAUGACACUGAUGAAGAGGAACAUGUGGAGGAAGAGCAACAGAAGAUGAUUUGUUGUCCAAAGUAUGGAGUACCGAACCCAGUCCCGAUGUACACCGGAAAUCUCGACGGAUACAACUACUAUGUAAUUGGUGUUUACCCUUGAUAUGCUGGCUUGAAAGCGGAAAGUUCAGAUGAAGCUUAAUUUUUUUUUCAUUUACAAGAAUUAAUAUAUCAAAUUUAAUAGAGUUACAACUAAUCCUAUUUAUUCAAAAUACCGUCUUUUGUUAAUUAAAAAUAAAAUUAAUAUACAGA
Caenorhabditis elegans is the source of this 825-nucleotide messenger RNA. RefSeq names its product CX domain-containing protein (gene Y60C6A.1). Lineage: Eukaryota; Metazoa; Nematoda; Chromadorea; Rhabditida; Rhabditidae. The record is from RefSeq and is marked reviewed. Bases 11 to 676 code for a protein of 221 amino acids. The transcript is spliced from 3 exons.